Molecule: messenger RNA, 1206 nt
Organism: Phyllotreta striolata
Lineage: Eukaryota; Metazoa; Arthropoda; Insecta; Coleoptera; Chrysomelidae
Source: the annotation of a GenBank genome assembly
AUGGAAACCAUAUUGAACAGCAGCUUCCCCAACUUCACGGCCGACGACGGCAACGCCACCUGGAACGCCACGUGGAACGCGACCGACGAACCGAUCGACGAGGUCUACUACAACGUGGUCCUGGUGUGCCUGACGAUCCUGCUGGUCUGCUGCCUGCUCGCCAUGUGCGUCAACUGCCUGGUCAUCGUCAGCAUCUACUGGAUCCGCGCGCCCAUGACGCCCAACCUGAAGAUCAGCCUCAGCCUGGCCGUCGCCGACGCGCUCAGCUCCAGCCUCACCGGUUUCCUGCUGCUCACCGAGCGCCUCGACGUCAGCACCGACGGCGUCUUCUUCACGCUGGCCGAACUGGUGCGGCUCAGCGGCAUCGUCAUCACCGUGCUGCACCUGCUCGCGCUCAGCUUCAACCACUACGUGGGCAUCAUGAAGCCGUUGCACUACAACGUGAUCGUCACCAAGCGCAAGGUGGCCGUCACCAUCGCCGUGCUGUGGCUGGUGCCGUCGACGCUGGUCGUCGCCCUCUCGGCCGUCGAGAAGCACGGCCGGCUGUUCGACGAGGCCAGCUCGCUGAACAUCUUCUCCAAGUUCGCGUCGAGGCUGGGCUACAGCUCGCUGUUCUUCGUGCCCAUCGUGCUGAUGGUGACGUGCUACGCGCACAUAUUGGUGGUGGUGAGGCGGCAGCAGAACAAGUGGAAGAACGUGUCGAGGACGGGCAGCUCGAAGUGCCGCGGGCGCAGCACGAGGAACAACAAUUGCAGCCAGAAGGCGAUGCGCGAACAGGCGAGGCUGCAGGGGAACAUCAAGGCGGUGUACACGACGUUGUUCAUAUUGGGUUCGUGUUUUAUCGGAUGGAUGCCGGCGCUGUUGUUGUUCGUGUUGAUUUGCAGCGAUUGUCCGAUCAGCGGCGCCAAGUUGGACGCGCUGAAUAAGGAUUAUCGAUACGAGGUGAUGUCGCUGAGGUUGGUGGAGAAUUCCUUGAUUAUCAUGAAGAUGCUGGCUAAUCCUAUUAUAUACACUAUCAGGAUCAAGGAGAUUAAGGACAGCACGAAUCGAAUGUAUCUGGCCGUUGCCGGGCUGUUCUGUCCGAACAGACGGAACAACAACGCCUACGGUUUGACGUAUCAACCGUCGCGCAAACAGAACAGCGUCAGGACGUCCCAAUAUCGCAUGAACUCGUUUCGCACGACCACCGAGACGCAGAUCAUUUGA